Messenger RNA from Portunus trituberculatus (swimming crab), 7005 nucleotides. RefSeq names its product autophagy-related protein 2 homolog A-like. Gene Ontology annotation, biological process: reticulophagy; autophagy of mitochondrion; autophagosome assembly. Bases 327 to 6815 code for a protein of 2162 amino acids. The transcript is spliced from 2 exons. Gene Ontology annotation, molecular function: phosphatidylinositol-3-phosphate binding. The record is from RefSeq and is a predicted model, not a curated record. NCBI's taxonomy places the organism in Eukaryota, Metazoa, Arthropoda, Malacostraca, Decapoda, Portunidae. Gene Ontology annotation, cellular component: phagophore assembly site; extrinsic component of membrane.
CUACAGUGACUUUGAUAUUGGAACCAAAGACUUUAUAAACAUGUUUUGAGUGCAGAACAAUAAUAAUGAUUAGUCAUAAAAGGUGUUCAAUAACAAAGAAAAUGAAACAAGUCACACUGACUAUAUAUUGAAACUACGAAGAGACAGUAGUAUAUAGAGUAUUAAGCCCCUCAAGCCUCAAUGCAAACAAGGAGAAGCACUUGGCGCCCUCUAGUUCCUGGGCUCGAGUGCGCGACCCUGAAGUAACGCCAGCCAGCAGCUGGUGUUUACCUGCGACGCACUUCUCGCCUCCACACCACCAACAUGGGGAGUGUGUUAUUGUGAAUAUGUUGCGCUUAGGCUUAGACACACUCUCCAGAAUGCCGUGGUAUUUUCCGUGGUCGGAGGCCAUCAAGAAGAGAGCCAUCAGAUAUCUGUUACAACGAUAUGUUGGGCAGUUUUUGGAGGAGAAAUUGUCCCUGGAUCAGCUGACUGUAGAUCUGUACAAUGGAACGGGAACCAUCAAGGAACUGGCGUUGGACGUGAGUGCACUAAAUGAAGUGGCUGAUCAACUGAAUCUUCCUCUCAGGUUUGUGGAUGGUUAUAUUGGAGAAAUAUGUGUCUCAGUUCCUUGGCACGCGCUGUUGCAAGACAGCAGCUUUGUGGAAGUUUCAGGGCUCAUGGUGACGAUCGAGCCCAAACAAAGAUCAGAGGACAUAUCAAUGGUAGAUUCAAUGAUUGAGUCAAUGAGCAUGACCAGUUCCAUGCAGAUAGCACAGGAGUGCCUUAAUCAACAUGAAGAAGAAUUUGAGAUGGAAGAUACCCCAGAAAAAGAUAUUAAUCAAAUAUUAGAUGGAGUUGAACAUUUUGCUCAUGCCAUAGAUACAGUACUUAAUAGAAUCAAGGUGCGUUUCCUUGAUUCCAUCAUAAGAUUGGAGCACACCCCAAAAGGCAGCUUGUCUGGAGUAGCCCUGGAGGUUAGGGUAAAGAAAAUUGAUUAUUUUGAUGAAGCUGGUUUGGUGAAAAUGACACAAAAUUCAGAUAAUAGUCAGAGUAGCCAUGAACAUUCAGCCUUUGCUUCUAAAAAGUUCCUCAUUGAGGGUCUGACAAUGUACACUGAUGAAUUUCCAGCCAAGGGUAAGGGAAUGGGUAAAUCUGUUACAGUUCCAAUGACAGACUCAAAUUCUUCCCCUGAAUCGGGCUCAAAGGUGUCUGGUUCAGGUUCAGGAGAUUCAUUCAAGACUGCAGACACAUCGCCAGCUGAGGAUAAAUUUGAGUACAACCAUGAAAAGACAGUGAAAAAAUUGAUGACCAGCAACACUCUUCCAAUGGAACCAGUGUUAUUUGCAAAGUUAACAGGGUCUCAAGAAAUAAGCUUGAAGUUGAAACAGUCAGAUGUUGUUGGUCCCAAGGUAGAUUUGAGGAUGAACUGUGGCUCCAUCAUCAUGUUCCUCUCACCUAGACAGAUUCAUCUCCUCCUUGAGCUUUCAGAGGGUAUUGCAUCACCAGAAAAACUUGAAUUGGAUACCCCUUUUUCAGAUCUUAUCAGAGGAAAACAAAAGCCAAUGGAUCCAAAUGAUUUUAGGAAGGUUGAAGAUGAGCUUCGUAAAGAACUUAAAGCACCCACCCUAUCUAGUCAUGCUCUCAAUCAACACCAGGGAUGGUCUUAUGCUCCACUAGACAGUGAUGAUGAGUUUGUACCCAUGGGUAGUGGCAGUGGGGGCUUUACUAGAAAUCUAUCUAGCAGUCAGCUGUCUGGAUACUCAGAUAUGGACAGUUCCUUCAACUCUAAUAUGUCUGGCAGCACUCUCAAGUCACCGGGGGCUAGUGUGUCAACGCCACCACCAUUCCGUUACACAGGAGUUGGUGUGAUGACGGGUGAUCAUGGAGGUGUUGGUGGAAGUGGAAGAAAAAAUAGCACUAGCAGAAUAGUGGAUGAUCCUUCAGCAGUGGUGACUCGCUUCCGUGUGCAGGUCAGCAGCGUGGCCACAGUGGUGCUUCAUGAGGAUAUACUCACUCCCUCUGUGGAGAAUGCAAAUAUGGUGUUGAAGGCAUCUGUGGCAGAGAUGCAAGCUAAAUCGGAAGACUUUUUUUCCACUCUUGGUUUUCAUGCUUUAUCUGGUUACAGUUAUAAUGCUUUCCAAGAGGCCAAGAAAAAGUUUACAGAAGCUUGUCAGAUUAGCCAUUUGAGGUUUAUGGCAGCACCACUAACAAUUGAAGGAUCAGAGAAGAGCCUUUCUAAAAAGUGGGAAAUGAAUGUGAAUCUAACAAUGGGGUGUGCUGAGCUACUGGAGUGUCUUGUAGAUUCCUCAGUUAUGCCUGUGAAAGUUGAAUAUUCUGAAUUGCUUUCAUUCAGACACAGUGCCAGAGAAGAGGCAAGUGAAAUGUAUGGUAGCAUGAUGGAACCUAAGCUUAGAGUGAACAUAUCUCAGUCCCAGAACAUGACUCCCACAGGAAAAACACGCAGGAUGAGUGUUCCCAAAUUGGAUAUUAAGGUGAAUCUGGCAGAAUGUACAUCAGAGGUUGACAUGUCUAUUGUUGACCGAAUUAGUGCACUCCUGAAUCGUCAGGUUGUAUGCACUAAGGCAGCAGAAGAAGUGUUUUCUCCAGAACUUCCCCCCAGUUACAUCAGCAACCAAGCGUGCUUCAAGCAGACUCUGGAUGAUGCAACUGUUCACCCUGACACUCGAGUUACAGUGAAAGUUUCCUCCACUUCACUGACUGUCAAGCUCAGAUUUCCCAUCCCUGAUCUUAGACCAACUUCAAACAUGGACAGAAUACCUUGGUGGAAAAGGAACAUCAGAAAAGAUGUAUUAUCUCUGGUUUUAGAAGAUUUUGAGUUUGUUACAUCAAUAGACCCAUAUUUAUUAUACUCUAGCUAUGAGGUACGCAGUAGUGGCAUUAAUGUAUAUUUUCAAGAGAGGGAAGAGGAUGCACCUAUGUCAUUGCUUCAAGCUAAUGCUAGUGAAGGGUCAGAAAAAGGCUUUGACUUGCCACGUAUUGUUGUUACAGUGCAUCCCAUACAGCCCUUGACUUCCCUAGAAGAUGAGGCACCACGGCGUGAGAAUAUCAUGACAAAGUCUAUGAUGGGCUUUUUGGAAGAGGUUAAUGAAACAGAACCAAAUCCAUUCAGCAAAAGAAAAGUAGCCACUCAGCAGGCAGGGGAAGGUGAUAUUGGAGAACUUACUAUACCAGCCAGCAGGAAAGAGGUCUUACAGUUUAUAGAAAACACAGUGAAGAAUGUCCAGUAUAACAUAGAAGUUCAUCUCCCAAGUGUCCAAUUGAUAUUACCCUCUAAGCAUAUCUAUGAAGUAAUAUACAAUAGGUUAGUGUCUGACCUCCUCCUAUGGGAACCUUCUGCACCCAAGCCAGCUAGUCAUGGUGCACGGAACAUGGGGGGUGCUCAGGGUGGACUAGAUCUGGCAUCAGUAUUCAUGAAUGAGAGUAUCUACCAAAGCACCACACAAUUCACCAUGUGUUCCAGUGCCAAUGUUGAAAAUGACAGUGAUGAUGAAGGUAAUUCACAGUACUUUUCCAUAUAUGAACACAAAGCAAGACAAAGAGGGAAGCAGUAUCCUCAACAGCAGCAACAACAGCAGCCACAAGAACCAGAUAGCAGGAUGCAGACCAUGGUAGCCUUCAAGUUGGUGUUGGGCCGUGGGGUGGCCAGUGUGCACACUCCAUACAGAGAUGGGAAGAACAAUGUGCUUCCUGGCCAGCAUGGAGAAGUGAUGCUGGUUAUGGAAAGAGGUACAAUAUUUACUACUACUGGUUAUCGUGGAUGUCCCAACUUAGGAUAUGUCUGUAUCUGGGCAGAAAAGGGCCAUGUAUACCACAAGGCUGCCAACAUAACUCCUGAUCACCCUAUAACACUUUGUGCCAACAGUCCCCUUUCCACAUCACAGUUAGAUGCUGUGCUGUACCCAAGUGAUCCAGGAGUCAUCAUAAAGUUGGGUGGUGGUGGUAGAACUCGAUGGAGAUCUCGGGAUCAAGUCUCCGUAGCCCUGAAAAUGGACUUUGAUCCAGUACGUAACAUGAAGACUAUAAAUUUGUCAGGCUGCAUAAGGGGCUCAACACUUCGCCAUUAUAUGUGUCCUGCCCCUGACAGCUGGUUGACUCAGCUCAUGGAUGUUUUUGAGGUCCAGGAUUAUCCUAUUGCAGGCUACUUACUACCAGAAGUUGUGACAGAGAUGAAUUUCCAUCUUUGGGGUUGUGCUCUUGAUUACCGUCCUCUUCAUCUACCACUGCGUGCAAUGUUGACAGUUGAUGCUUGCUCAAUUUCCAGCAAUAUGACCCUGGGUAGUGAUGUUAGUGUUGUACAGUUGAUUAUAGAGGAUGCUGCUUUGUUUCUGUCUGACAAACUUAAUGUGAGUACUGUGGACAUAAAGAAGAAUUAUGUGUGUGUGGCUGACCUAGGAGUGUUUGAGAUGUCUUUGAAAUUGAUUGAUGCUUCAAAGAACAAACUGCCAAGGAUUGAUUUGAUAGCUUCAAACAAUGUAAUUCAUAUCCGGACCUGUGCAGACUCCUUUAAGGCUUUGCUGGAACUCAUGAUAUAUGUAGCAGGUGAUGGAGAUUUGACCAAAGAUGCAUCAGUACAAAUUCCGCACAGAGAAGAACCCUCAGCAGAUAGCAGUAACACUAACCUCACUGCUGAUUGCACUACCAAGCCAUUGGACACCCAGGAAACCAUCUUCAAUCCUUGUAGUAAGGUUAAUGAUAAUCAGCAGCUGGAGAUGGUGAGGGGUAUGAUGGAUGAUGCCAUGGUGGAAUCCACACCAUCCACCUCAUCCUGUGAAGAUGAUGAAAAUGAUCCCAUAGGAAAUUUAAGAAAGGGUGUUGAGGUGUUUUUCUUCCCAGAUGAUGAUGUGAAGAAGGUUAUUACCCCCAAAGAUGUGCCAAAGCAAGAGGAUGGUGUCAAUGAAAGGGAAUUGACAGCCACCGAGUGUGCUCUCAAAGAAGCUUUAAAAGAACCUCUUGAAAAUCCCUUUGAGGAGUGCAGCUCAGGCACAGAUGAAGAAUUCUGCAUUCUGGAUGAUGCACCUGGCACUGGCAUCAAAUCUCCAUCUGGUGAGCCACAGGUGCGCAUUCUCACACGGGACCCCAUCUCCAUUGUUGACAAUCACUUCACAAUUCCUCUUGGCAAAGUAGAUCAACUUAAGGCACCCAAGAAUUUCCCUGUACCAGAAAGUAAAUACACACUCCAGGAACUUACACUUGUGUGGCAUAUUUAUGGUGGUUCGGACUUCAGAUCUUCCUCUGGAACAUCUUCUCACUCACGUCAUGUCACUAUCAAUGAUUCCAAUGGCAACUCGGAUACAGUUGUUGGAAGACAAUCUCCAAAUAUACUUAAUGAACCCACUGUGAUAGUCCGUGGAGGGGAAGUCUGUUAUUCUACUCGCCACACUUCCCCAACAGCUUUCAAGAAGUCUCCACCUCAAAGUCCACAAUUGAUGUCCCAACAAGUGUGGCAGGCCAAGGGUGGUCAAGGGAGAAAACAUGAUACCCUCAUGGAGCUCCACCUCAACAAGGUUCGUUUUCAACAUGAGGUUUAUCCAGAGACGGCAAAACAGGUGUCUAGACAUGUAGUUCUCAUACAAGAUGUGGAAAUAAGAGACAGGCUUGCCUCCUCAAAAAUCAACAAGUUCCUCUAUCAGUUUUCCUCUGAGACAUGUCCUCGACAGGCCCACGCCAAUAUGGUGCAAGUGAAGGUUCUCACUACGAGGCCAGAUGGAAAGCAUCGGCCACAGGAGACUAGCAUAAAGAUCUCCUUACAACCAAUCAGACUGCAUGUAGACCAAGAUGCACUACUCUUUCUUUUCCAAUUCUUUGAAGAUCUUCAUGUAUCUGACAUAGAUGGAGAAAUGGGAGAAGAAGAGCGACCUCAGUCAGUCAAGGUUCAGGCACCCAUCAUGACUGUGAAUGUAAAUCAAGCUGCCAACCUUAGUGGAAGAGAGCAUCAAUUACUUGUUAAUCUUGAAGAAAAGUCACCAGUUUCUGAUGAGGAGGAAAAACUCAUGGAAGCUAUGAAGAGUGGUCCUUCCUACUUCAAGUCCUUUGUGUUCUCCCCAGAUGUGCCCAUUAAAAUUGAUUACCAUGGCAAGCACAUUGAUAUAAAUUCACAGUAUGGUCCUCUGGCAGGCCUGAUCAUAGGACUUGGGCAGCUCAAUCAUGCUGAAAUAAAAUUGAAAAGCAUUGUGCACAAAUCUGGUCUUCUUGGAGUGGAUAAGCUGCUCACCUAUGUAACAAAUGAGUGGAUUGGUGACAUACGUCGUAACCAGUUGCCCUUGGUUUUGGGUGGUGUUGGUCCAAUACACUCAGUGAGCAAGCUGCUAGCUGGGGUGAGGGAUCUGUUCCUGCUGCCCAUAGAACAGUACCAGAAGGAUGGACGCUUAGUGCGUGGCCUUCAGCGGGGAACUUCAGCCUUCACUUCUUCCUCUGCACAUGCUGCACUUGACCUAACAGGCCGCUUCAUUGGGUGCAUUCAGUCUGCUGCAGAGACUAUGUACGACAUGGUGUCUUCUGGCCCAAGUGUUCGUCACAGAUACCGUCAGCGUGGUGGUCAGCCCCAGGACAUUCGUGAAGGCGUCACUACAGCAUAUGGAGUGGUCAGGGAUGGCAUUGGGGAGACAGCCUCAGCAAUUGUGCAGGUAGCCUCCCAGGAACAUCAACACAAAGGUGUAUCAGGAGCUAUAGGUGGGGUGCUGCGACAAAUUCCCCCCACUGUCGUUCAGCCUAUAAUUUUGGCCACUGAAGCUGCUGGUACUGUGAUUGGUGGAAUGAAGAACCAGUUGGUGCCUGAUGCAAGAAAAGAAGCUGUUGACAAAUGGAAAGCAUAGUUGGAAAGGAGCUGGUUUCAUAAAUACUUCAGUGUAGGAUUUAAUACUGAAACAGGGUUACAUUUAUAGUUCAUCAGUUUCUGAGGUUUUUGUCUAAUAAUUUAAAGGUAAUUCCUUUGAAAUUUAGCUGAUGAACUGUGGUUAUCUCAUCUUACAAACUUCGUAUAUAUAUAUAUAUAUAUAUAUAUAU